AAUAACAAAUAAAUUGUAAAAAAGCAUUCACUUUUAACUUGACAAACUACACUACACUACUUUCUUCAUUAGAAAACAAUCUAAUUCAUAGAUACGUAUUCAUAUUAUUAAAAGAAUUUCAUUAUUCAUGGGUCGUACUGAUACAUUUGAAGGUAGAUUAGAACGUAAACAACAUUUAAUUGCUGAUAAAAUUCGUUUAACUACAUAUCCAUUUAUUAGAGCAUGUUUAGCCGAAUUUUGUGGUACUGCAAUAUUAUUAAUAUUUGGUACUGGUGUAUUAGCUCAAACAUUUUUAGGUGAUCAUGGUAAACAAGCACAUGGUGGAUUUUUAUCAAUUAGUUUGGGUUGGGGAUUUGCUGUUUAUAUGGGUGUUAUAUUUUCUGGUUGUGGUGGUUCUGGACAUAUUAAUCCAGCUGUUACAUUAGCAUUUUCAUUAAUUGGAAAAUUUCCACUUAGACGUGUACCACUUUAUACUAUUAGUCAAAUUUUAGGAGCUUUUGUUGGCUCUCUUGUUAUAUAUGGUGUUUAUUAUGAGAAAAUUCAUGAAUAUGCUGUAACUCGUGAAAAUGGAAGUUUUAUAGUAAAGACAACAGGUGGUAUAUUUGUAACAAAUCCUGGAGCAUCACAUUUAACAUGUUUCCUUGAUCAAGUUCUUGGUACUGCAUUGUUAGCAGCAGGAGCAUUAGCUAUUACUGAUCGUAAUGGAUGGAAACUUCCAGAUUAUUUACACCCGCUACAUUUAGCCUUUCUAGUUUAUGCUUUGGUUGGAUGUUUUGCAUUGAAUGCUGGAGCUGCAUUAAAUCCAGCUCGUGAUUUAGGACCUCGACUAAUGAUACUGAUGUGUGGUAAGUUUAGUUUUUGUUUUAAUAAUCUGAUUAUCUUGAUGUUCUUAUUAUAAUGAUUACUAAUACUACGUACUAAGAAUCCCAUUAAAAUUACUAUUUACAAAAUGUCUGAGAUAGCAACAGAUAAUUACUGAUUUAACGAAAAACUGACUGGUUAACGGACAAACUAAGCUGAUCAGUGUACGAUCAACAAAUUCACUUUGUAAUUUACUACAAGAUAUACAGAGGAAUGUGAAAUGUGGAAUGGUAGUUGAGAAUAGAGAAAAGCACAAGUAUCAAUCACAUAUCGAUUCAGUGUAUCAGAAAGUGACAGAAAUCGAUGUUGGGGUGGUUCAGCAUUUACUUCAGGGAAUUAUUUCUUUUGGGUACCUAUAUUAGGUCCAUAUAUUGGUGCAGUGAUAGGGGCAAUUCUUUAUGAAUUAACAAUUGGUAUACACCUUGAUCGUAAAUCAUUAUCAUCUUCACCACCGCAAACAAUUACACCAUCUGGAGAGCAAAGAUUUGAUCUUGAUUCACCUGGAAAGUCUGGUACUCAUUUAUUAACUCGGGGAUUAUAAUAUAUAAUGAAGUGUCUACAUGAAACUAAUCGAUACUAUGCUACAUUGUAAUUGACCUGUUUCUCCUUGAUUCUAAUUGAUAUCAAUCUAAUUCUGAUUGAAAUUGAUAUUCUUAUUAUAUUUGUGUAUGUGUACCAUUUGGUUGUUUAAAGUUGUUCUUUUUUAUGUGUUAAUAUAGUCUCUCUACUCCAUCAACCCUUGUUUGAAGUGCUUUUCACCAUAUUCAAUCCUUAUUUUUUAUUACAGAAACAUUUUCCCCUAUGAAUACUUUUCAGCUUUAAUGUAUACAGUUCUUUACUAGUGGAAGCCGAUCGAAUAAAAAGGCUAUCACUAUCUUCUCUUCGUUCUAUUUCAUCUUCAAUUUAGCCUGAGAAAAAAAACACCCACCUUACCCUUACUGAUCUGUUUGUUCGAUACCCAUUUAACGAAUGUGAUAGUCUUGUGUUUCCCUUUUUUUUUUGUAGAACACUAUUUUGAACAUUAUCUCACCCUUCAUUGAUAUAUUCGAAGUAAUAUGUGCACACUUUUCUUCAUUUAAAAAACACUACAAUUAGUUUACUUGUUUUGUUUUCAUGAGAAAGAAUACUGCACUCUGAAAAAAAUUGAUGUUUACACAUAGAAUUUCUAUGUUCAACAAGAAUAAUGAUAAAAGAAAAGAAUCUUCCCAUGGUUACUAAAUACAUCAUUAACAUUAAUUGAUAUACAUAUGUAUUUGUCUUUUCUAAUCACAGUAAUAAUAAUAAUAAUAAUGACAAAUUGCAUGGGAACACUUUAGAUGGUUACAAGAAUAAUACUACUAAUUAAAUAAGUUUAUUUAUUUAUUUUCGCUUUACCCAUCCCCCCCUGUUUUGUUUUUAGUUUAACAAUAAAACAAGUUCACAUUAGUGUUUACCUACAGUAUUCUUUAAAAGAAAAUAUAUGUACUUUUUUUGCUUUGGAUACCUUAUUCAUGCCUGUCCAAUAAAUAAUUGAUCUUUUUUUUGAACUGACAAAAAGGUAACACUUGUGUUAUUGAUA
This is a messenger RNA of Schistosoma guineensis, 2419 nucleotides long. Lineage: Eukaryota; Metazoa; Platyhelminthes; Trematoda; Strigeidida; Schistosomatidae. The record is from the annotation of a GenBank genome assembly.